This is a messenger RNA of Fonsecaea pedrosoi CBS 271.37, 921 nucleotides long. RefSeq lists its product as uncharacterized. Lineage: Eukaryota; Fungi; Ascomycota; Eurotiomycetes; Chaetothyriales; Herpotrichiellaceae. The transcript has 5 exons. The record is from RefSeq and is a predicted model, not a curated record. Gene Ontology annotation, molecular function: oxidoreductase activity, acting on the CH-OH group of donors, NAD or NADP as acceptor. The coding region runs from base 1 to 921 and encodes 306 amino acids.
AUGCCCGACAUGAAAGGCAAAGUAUAUGCCGUGACCGGGGCCGGAUCAGGCAUCGGCAGAGCCACGGCGGUGAGGCUAGCAGAGCUGGGUGCUAAAGGUGUCGCAAUCAGCGACGUGAAUGAGGCCAUGUUGGAGGAAACAAGACAGCAAUGCAACCGGUAUGCGACAAAAGUGACAGUGAAAAAGGUCGACGUGGCCAAUCCCGACGAGGUUGAUGAGUGGAUCCGCGACGUCGUUCGGGAUCAUGGCACAUUGGACGGCGCGGCAAACGUCGCGGGCAUUGCGGGCGGCGAAGGGCAGAUUACAGAGGAGAUAGUCCAAAAAGACUGGGAGCGAAUGAUCUCGGUGAACCUGACCGGCGUGAUGAACUGCAUGCGGGCCCAACUCCGAGAGAUCUCGCGGCCGGGCGGCUCCAUCGUCAACGUGUCCAGCACGUCGGGCCUGCGAGGUCUGCCGCGCAAUGCGGCCUACGCCUCGAGCAAAUUUGGCGUCGUUGGCCUCACGGAGUCGACGGCCGCAGAAUACGGGAAGCUGGGGGUCCGGAUCAACGCCUUGUUACCAGGUCCGAUCGACACCAAGAUCUUCCGCGACGGAGAAAAGAAAGGCCUCUUUGAUUCCGACCUCCUCAGCGCAGGCACCCUGCUGGGCCGGAUGGGCCAGGCGGACGAAGUGGCCAAGGUCCUGGUGUUCCUUUUGAGUGAUGAUGCAUCGUACGUGACCGGGGGUGAGUCAUUUUCAUUCAUUUACGCUUUCACAACACUUCUUCCCUAUUAUCAAGAGCGUUCGGAAGGACUAACAAAGACUGGGAAUCAGCACGCUGGACCGUCGACGGUCUGGAUGAGUUGGGCUGUUGUGGAUCGAUUGAUCGACCAUGCCGUCGGUCUACCUCCUCAACGGCUGAGGGUAGGUCGCAUGAGAUAA